AUGGGAGGGGGCGGGGAGGAAAAGGCUGGAGGAAGAGAGAAGGAUCCCUUGGCUCCAUACGAUGAUGCGAUUUUCACGGGCGAGAUGUACAAGAGCGGCGAUGGAACCAAGGUUCUUGAGAGAAGAGACGGCACCAAGGUGUUGCAGCGAGCAGACGGUGUGCAGGUUGUCAAGGUUCAAUGCUCCGGGUUCUACUGUGUUGAUGUGGAGUCGUUUCAGAAGCCAGGUACAGAAUCCGAUCUGAGUACUUUGGUCACGACGGUCAAAGUCAUUGUGGGUGGAGUCGCCCCGCUGCUGAUGCCAUGGUGCAUCAAGAACCAGGGAUUGCUGGGAGGAACGCUUACGAUCGUGCUGGUCGGGAUUCUCAGCUCCUUCACCGUCAAGCAGCUGGUGGAGUAUCGGGACGCUGUUUCAGUGGAGACCGGCCGAGAUGAUUUGACCUAUGUCGAUGUCGCCAAGCAUGCGUUCGGGGUCUUGGGGGGCACCGCCGUCUUCGGAAUGACGCUGGUCAACAGCCUGGGUAUUUGUGCGGCAUACUCCGCUUUCAUUGGAACAACUCUUUCUUCGCUUUCCUCGUCUGAGGGCAACAUCAUUCACAGCCUAGUUCCAGAACUUUCCUCGAACGGUUUUCAACUGGCGGCUGCUGCUCUCAUUCUCCCCAUGAAUGCCCUCGCGAGCAAGUGCGUUGAUCUUACGUACGGAUUUUCCGUCACUCCGGAUAUUUUUGAAAGGCUUUUCACCCUACCCCUCUUCACAUCGCCUGUAGAGUACUUCCGAUCGUUUGGAGUGAUUCCUCUCCUGUUCUGUGUUCACUUCGCUGUCCUGCCAAUCGAGAGGAGUAUGAAGAACAGACAAGCAUUUCCUGAAGUCCUUGACAGAGCGACCUUUGCCUGCAUUCUGGCCAACUCUCUAUUUGGUGUGUUGGGUUUUCUCUUCUUCGGAGAAGAGACAUCGUCGGUCGUACUUGACAAUCUAGGCAAUGGGUCGUUCUUGACGUGGGUGAAGCUUUCGCUCGUUCUGGACAUGCUCGUCAGCUAUCCGGUCAUGCUCACAUCGUCUCGAGAGAUCGUUGAGAACGCCAUCCUGGGAAGUGAAACAAGAAACUCUCUGGUUCAAAGGCUGUUGAUCAGGACGAUGUUGAUAUCGACUGCGUUCCUCAUCGCGCAGAUCAACGAUGUGGGGAAGAUUUGCAACCUGGUCGGAGGAGUAUGCCAGUGUGCUCUCGCUUUCAUGAUCCCUCCUGCUCUCGCCAUGAGAGCUUCCAAGAACUGGGGCCGUCCAGGGAGCGCUGCUGGAGUGGAGCAGACUAUCCCGCAGAGGACCGCAGGGCGAGUAAGCCCAUAUUCCCCUCGUUCCAUGCUCGCCUACUUUAUCAUUUUCUUCGGCGGGUUCUCCUCCUUGGCAACCCUCUUCUCCUGUUUCAGCCACUAG
Molecule: messenger RNA, 1431 nt
Organism: Guillardia theta CCMP2712
Lineage: Eukaryota; Cryptophyceae; Pyrenomonadales; Geminigeraceae
Exons: 19
Coding region: 1-1431 (476 amino acids)
Biological process (GO): amino acid transmembrane transport
Cellular component (GO): vacuolar membrane
Molecular function (GO): amino acid transmembrane transporter activity
Source: RefSeq, a predicted model, not a curated record